AGUGACUACCCAAAUGAUGGUGAUCCAAUAAAGUGGUAAUAUCUAGAAAUGUAUUACAAAAUGACAAAAGAAAGAGUUGGGUUCUCUCAACACAGCACCCAUUACAGCAUAAUACUUGAAAAGGAAGUUAGUUCCUUACCUUAUUUUUUAAGUCUAUUGGUGUCCACUACGUUGAAAACCCAUUUUCAGACCACACAAAGGGAAUGAGCUAGAUCGAAGCCCGGUGAGGGAAAGACAACCAAUAUAUCCCGCAAGGCCGCAAGUCCUAGUCCAGAAAAUUUCUGACUAUAUUUUUGUGAUCUAAAAAGGUAUGUCAAUAAUUUCUUUAUUAGCCAGUCAAUAAUCUAUAUCGCAUAAUUGUUACAAGUUAAAAAAUGUAAGGCAAAAUUAGAAUGUCUUAAACAAAAGAAUCGGUUGCAGACCAAUUGGUUAUUGCAUAUUGCAUUAACCAUUAACAUUUGUACGGUAUAUCACAUAUACCCAAUUCAAAAACAAUAGUUAAACCUUGACAGUGAUGAAAGAAAAUAAUUGGGAAUAUGGUUACAUCAUGGCGUCACCAAACUAAUUCCUUUUUUUGCUAAAUUAACUACUUCAACUUGUUAAACUUUCACCAAACUUGCCUCCAUGCCUAUCCAUCUUCCUAUAACUUAUGUCCCUAUAAUUACAUAAACAAAAUUAUGAGUGACAUUUAAUUUGAAUAUAAUAUAUUAUGCGAUAUGAGAUAGCUAGUGAUUUAUUUAAGAAUUUGUCUUCUAAAUCCAUUAUUUGACCAACAUGUAAUUUUUAAAUGUGAAUUUCAAUUCCUCAAAUUACUUAUUUCCAUUUAUUUGGUGUGAUACUGGGAAAAAACUGUCUCAAAUUUUUACUAUAACCAAAUAGCAAGGAUGUCAAAAUGAGUUAGACCGUUCAACUCAUUGCAUCUACUAGUGAGCUCGGAUCUUUCAUGAAUUAGCUCGGUUCAGCUAAUUUAUUAUAUGAGGUUCAAUAUAUAAAUUCAAACUCAAGUCAUCUAGAUCAUGAAUCAAAUGAGAUAACUCACGAUCUAAUGUAAAAAUAAUUAUAAUAAAAACAAAAUAUUAAAAUACAUUUUAUAAUAUUAAAAGUAUAACUUCUAUAUUAGUUAUCUAUGUUUUAUCAAUUUCAAAUGUAAAAUAAAAUAUCAAAUAAGAUAAUUACGAGUAAUAUAGGAAUUAUCUCUUAGGAAUAGUUUGCUUUACAUUUUAAUUUAAAGAUAUAUAUGAGACUAUGAGUGAUAUAAAUAUUUUUAACAUUUUCUAUAUAUAUCUAUAAAAAAAUUGGUUUUAAAUUUUAAUUUUAGAAGAUAAAUAUUAUUAAUAUAGAAAUUUUCAUUAUUUAACAUAAGAAAAUAGAAGUUUCCGAUAUGUAUAAAUAUAUAUAUAUAUAUUUUUUUUAAUUAUAAAAUUGAUCAAACUCAUGAGUUGUCUCAUAUUCAUUAAAAGUCGUUCAUGUAGCUCGUAAUUUAAUUUAAAUUCUCUUAUUAAAAUUAUUUAUUAAAUAAGCCUAAAAUAGAAAAUUUGUGUCGAUGAAAAAUCGAAUUGAGCUGGAAAGCUCAUGAGAUAUAACUCAUUUUAGCACCUCUACCAAACAGUCGACUCUAGAUUGGAGUUGCGAUGGUAUUCUUCUUUGAUGUGGAAAUACUUCUAAUCAUAUUUUCAAUUGUGUUUCCAGAAACAAGCAAAUUCGACACAAUAAAUGGAACAUGUAAAAAUAGAAUAGAACAAACGUACCAAAAAUCAGUUCCUUUCUGAGAGGGAAAUUAAGGCAAUCAAUAACAUGUAUAUUAUCCUAAAGUUCAAAUAUACUAUAGCACAGCAAACAUAAUAAAAUUUAGUUUAUAUUUUCCAUGGAAUUAUUGAGUUAGCCGACAUAAAGAUAGUGGACGAUAUAAAACAUAUUCUUAUCCUAAAUAAUAUAAGUGUUAUGUUAACUAGUAAACAAUAAUUUCUUCAUAACCAACAAUAAACGGCAUGAAAAGAACCGGAGUACAUUACUGUAUAAACCGACUCAUCGAACAGGUGCAGAUAUAUAGACAUUGAACAACCGAACAGUACACAAAACUCCAAAAGAAAAAGAAGAAAAAAUGGCUUCAACCUCAACACUUCUAAUGAAAACAAUCUUCAUCUUACUUAUCUUUGUCUCUUUUACAAUCUCUCCGGCAACUUCAACGGCGCCGGAACACUGCGGAAGCGAGUCAGCUAACUCGUGCAUCAACAAGGCUAAAGCUUUACCUCUCAAAAUAGUAGCAAUUGCCACAAUCCUAGUAGCAAGCAUGAUUGGUGUUGGAGCUCCUCUCUUUAGCAGUAACGUGCCGUUCCUUCAGCCCGACGGGAACAUUUUCAUUAUCGUUAAGUGUUUUGCCUCAGGGAUUAUCCUAGGAACCGGUUUUAUGCACGUUUUGCCUGAUUCUUUUGAGAUGUUGUCAUCACAAUGUCUUGAAGAGAACCCGUGGCACAAAUUUCCAUUCUCCGGGUUUCUCGCUAUGUUGUCCAGUCUAAUCACUUUAUUCAUUGAUUCCAUGGCUACGAGCAUCUAUGCUAGCAAUAACGCAGAUGGGGUCGUACCGUAUGGUCCUGUAAAUGGUGUUACCUUACCAACAAAAGUUGACGAUUCUGCACAACUCUUGCGCUAUCGAGUCAUUGCUAUGGUAUUGGAACUUGGAAUCAUAGUUCAUUCUGUGGUCAUUGGACUUUCUCUAGGAGCAACAAAUGACAUUUGCACCAUAAAAUCACUCAUCACAGCUCUUUGCUUCCAUCAAAUGUUCGAAGGCAUAGGUCUUGGUGGUUGCAUUCUCCAGGCCGAGUAUACGAAGUUGAGUAAGUUUCUUAUGGCGUUCUUUUUUGCGAUAACAACUCCAUUCGGAAUAGCGUUAGGGAUCGCCCUCUCGACAAUUUACAGAAACAAUAGCCACAGUGCAUUAAUCACUGUUGGAUUGCUCAAUGCAUGCUCCUCGGGAUUGCUCAUCUACAUGGCGCUUGUGGACCUUCUAGCGGCCGAUUUCAUGGGACCAAAGCUUCAAGGUAGCGUCAAAAUGCAGAUCAAGUGUUUCGUAGCGGCUCUUCUAGGGUGUGGUGGCAUGUCGAUCAUCGCCAAAUGGGCUUAACCAAUUCCAUGGAGAGUACUGCGGAACUGAAAUGUGAAAUUUUGUUGUCGAACUAAAAACCGUUUUUGAGUCUCGAUUCUUUAUCGUUUCUUUCCAUUACAAGAUACGUGGUACCUAUCAUGUGUAAUGUCUUUUAAGAUGUAUGUAUGGUGAUUGUGAAAGUGCAAGAUGGGUCUCAUAUAGAAAUUAAUACAUAUAAACAUUUUUUCAGAACAACAAUACAUAUAAAUACUAUAUUUUCUUUAUGAUACAAAGUAAAUAAUGAAGGUUUCUCUUACAAAGAAAAAAAGUGUAAAUGAUAUUAACAUAGAUAUAUUGUAUAUUUUUAAUAUUGAUAUAUAUUAAAUGAUAUUUUCUACUCAUGAUUUUUGAUCAUUUGUAUCUGUUUAUAACAAAAACUCCGAAUCACUGAUAAUAAUUUUUUUGUUUUGGGAUGUUUAAUAAUUUUAAUAAUUUAUAUUUUUUUUAAACUAUGCAAAGUUUAAAAUUAAACAAAAAAUGAUAGAGAAUACACUAAUUUGUUUAAUCAAAUCUUUAUUAUUCAAAAUCAUUAUUUUUCAAAAUAUGGAAGUGUCUAAUGUGGCUAAUAUAUAUAUAUAUAUAUAUUAGCCACAUUAGACACUUCCAUAUUUUUUAUUUAAAGAAAGAAUGAAUAACAUUAAUAAUUAAUUUAUGGUUAGUUUAAUAUGAAGUUUAUUAUAUAUUUAGAUGGAUUAACUUAUUUCUUUGAAAAUUGUAAAAAUCAUUGUGGUGAUAACACAUGGCUAUCUCAAAUAUUGUAAAUGAUUCACAAAUAAUAUAUAAGAGAUUUUGUGGCUUCCUCUAACCAAUUUACCAAGGAAGAGAUAUUUUCAUAUUUUCCUUAUGGAAUAUUUAUAAAUCAUGUACAAAAGUUUUUGGAAAUCUUUCCUUGAUGAUUUUCCUUUCUCCAAAAUAAAUCUUUGAUUCCUUGGAUUCCAAAUAACUUAUAAUUUAUCUCUAUGUCAGCUUCUACUCCAGUCUUCAAGUCAGCUAUACAACUUCAAAUCAUGUAGCACUUUUUGUACUAUUUCACAACUGGUACAUAAACAACUUAGGGAGGUUGUAUUUUUCGGCUUCUAAAACUCUGUCGUCACUGUGCUGAGAAUAUCCCACUGAGGAUUGAGUUUUAGAAUACAAUCUGCACACAGUCAUAUCAAGCACCAUACUUCUUGUUGUACUCUAUCAUCCAUCUUGUCUUUAAGAUCUCAUCAGUGACUUCGGUGACCACUCUAAUACCAAUUAAAACUUCAAAUAGGUCUGAUAUAAAGAGUAAUACAUACAUGUACAAUGUUUUAUUAUGACACAAAGUAUUACAGCAUGAAAUAAUGAAUGUUUCUCUUAUAAAGAAAAGGUGUAUUACUAAUCCUCUUUCAAGUCUACUUAUAUGUCCCACUUAAAAAACAGUAGCCUAACAUGUUCAAUCAUCUAUACAUAAUACAAGAGCCCUCAUGACACUUUAGUCCUUAUGUUUUGUGUUCACAUACAUUGAACUCCAAAAUCUUUAUGUUUAGGAUGGUGCCGAAUACAAAGCACCUCAUAAAAUACUUAGGGGCUGUUUGUUUCACCAUUUGUCAUCUCCAUCCAAAUGAUUCAUUCAGAUGAUUCAUUCAGAUGAUCCAUUCAGAUUUUUGUGAUUGUUUGUUUGUCCAUCCACAUGGUUCAUCAAGAUGAAUCAUCUAAAUGGAUCUUAUGUUUGUUUCUUUAUUUUCAUUUCCAUUCAAAUGAGUUUAGUAAACAAAUUACCAAAAUACCCUUGUGUUGGUUUAAUCAUAUGUUUGAUAUUAAUUAUAACUAUACUACAUUUAAUUAUUUAGUUUAAUAUAUUUACAUUAGAAUUUUUUCAAAAUGAACGAUUUUCUUUUUGCGAUUUGGGCGAAAAAAAAAGAUUUUUCGGUUUUAGAGAGAAAACACAUUUUUCGGUUUUGGCGGAAAAACAAGAUUUUUCGGUUAUGGCGGGAAAACGAGAUUUUUCGGUUUUGGCGGGAAAAUACAAAUUUUUGGUUUUGGCGAGAAAACACAUUUUUGCGGUUUUGGUGGAAAAAGACGUUUUUGGUGGGAAAACGCGUUUUUUGCGGUUUUGGAGGAAAACACGUUUUUGCGAUUUUCGCGGGAAAAUGAAAUUUUUCGGUUUUGGCAAGAAAGCGAGAUCUUUCGUUGGAAAACGCGUUUUGCGGUUUUGGCGAAAAAACGCGUUUUAGCGGGAAAAUGCGUCUUUACGAUUUUGGCGGAAAAAUACGUUUUUGCGAUUUUGGCGGGAAAACGCGUUUUUGCGGUUUUGGUGGGAAAACACAUUUUUCAGUUUUGACGGGAAAGCAAGAUUUUUCGGUUAUGGCGGGAAAAAGCGGUUUUUUUUGUGUGGUUUUGACGGAAAAACACGAUUUUGGCGGGAAAGGGUGUUUUUGCGUUUUUUUGCAGUUUUCGCGGAAAAAAUGAGAUCUUUCGGUUUUGGCAGGAAAACGAGAUUUUUCGGUUUUGGCGAGAAAAAUGAGAUUUUCGGUUUUAGCGGGAAAACACGUUUUUUUUUGUUUUGGCGGAAAACGUGUUUUUGCAAUUUUGGUGGGAAAACGUGUUUUUGUAAUUUUGGCGGAAAAUUGCGUUUUUGGGGUUUUGGCGUGAAAAAAUAGUUUUUAAGUUUUCACGGGAAAACGUGUUUUUGUAGUUUUGUCAGUUUUCGUAUAUGACAAAAAUGAUAUUAUGUUUAGGUUUGUAAUUUAUGAAUUACAUUAGGGGCAUAAUAGACUUUAUAUCAUUUUGAAUGAACCAUCUUCAUUCAAAUGAUCCAAAUUGGUUCAGCUGAAUGGACUUUAAAAUUAAGCCUAAAUUUCCAAAAGUCAUCCGGAUGAUCCAUCUGAAUGAAUUGCACUUUUAGUACCUAAACAAACAAAACUCUCAUCUUCAUCCAAAUGAUCCAUCCGGAUGGAGAAACAAACAGGCCCUUAGAUUUCUCACUCUAGUCAACUUCUCAAAACAUAGAUAUUUCUAAGUUUUGUACAAAAACUUUUGAAAAUAUUUCCUUGAUGAUUUUCUUUUUUUUUUUUCCAAAAUAAAUCUUUGUUUUUUAGUCCCCCUAGGGUGAACCUCUUAAUAUAAUUUGAGAAUAUUUUGUUUCCUUUUUUAAAAGAUAUCGAACUUGAAAUAAUGAAAUCCUAUUGGUUGGUCAACCCAAGAAUAACUCUUUAUAAAUCGGCUUUUUCCACAUGCUUAUGAUAAUGUUUGUUUCCUGUAUUACAGGAACUUAUUGUUGCCAAGUUCUUUAUUGUUUAUAACUAAUUUAGGAAAUGAUUAGGGAAAAGACAUGGAAAUCAUUAAAUUAGAGUAGUUAUUACUUCAGUGGCAUUGAUAUAUAAAUAUUUUAUAAGUUUUAGGGUAAAUCUAUAUUUGUACUUUUGUUUUAAUAAUAUAGAUAAGCAUAUAAACAGUAAACAAUUCAAAACACAUAAAAACUCCAAAAGAAAACAAAGAUGGCUUCAACUCUAACGGUCAUCAUGAAAACAAUCUUCCUCGUACUCAUCUUUCUCUCUUUUAAUAUCUCUCCGGUAACUUCAACGACACCAGAAGACUGCGGAAGCGAGUCAGCUAACCCGGCACAACAAGGCUAAACCUUUGCCUCUCAAGUUCAUAGCAAAUGCAGCCAGUGAUUGUGAUAAUGACAUUUAAGCACAUUUUCACUAUUGUUAAGUGUUUCGCCUUAGGGAUUAUCCUUGGAACUGGUUUUAUGCACGUUUUGCUUGAUUCUUUUGAGAUGUUGUCAUCACUAUGUCUUGAAAGAAAUCCUGGCACAAGUUUCCAAUUUCCGAUUUUCUCUCUUAAUCACUUUGGUCAUUGAUUCCAUGGCUACAAGCAUCUAUACUAGCAAGAACGCAGUUGGGAUCUGAUGCAGCGCAUCCUCAUCGGGUUUUUUUUUUUUUUUUGUAACAGCAUCCUCAUCGGUUUAGCAUCUCGUUUACACACUAAACCGAGUUCGUGUAGUCCUUAUCUAUUUAGGAGUUUGAGCUUUAUCUUUUAGUAUUAGUGGCUUUAAUUAUAUGUUUAGAUAAUUCUUUUUCACGUGUUUUUCUUUAGGGUUAUCAACGAUCCCAUUAUAUAAGAGACUCAUCUCCUCUUGUAAAGGUCACGACUUAUUUGAUUAAUAAUAUUAAGAGCUUUUCAACUCUAAGCCUUGUUCUCGGAUAGAGCUAGAUUUUCAACUAUCUCAAGAAGGCAAAGAUUCUUAGUGCAUGUUUAUUACAGGUCUCUUAGGUUGGGUCUCUUAUAUUACGCUAAGAGACCCAACCUAAGAGACCUGUAAUAAACAUGCUCUUAGGUAUUCUCAGAAUCAAUAGCUAGGUUACUUGCGUUAUUCGUAGCUUCCGGCCGCUACACCAGGAUCAUACCACAUGCACAUGGUCACGGCCCUGGAAAUGAUGUUACCCUACCAACUCUUGCGAUACCGAGUCAUUGCUAUGGUUAGUACACAUAUGGAUGUAUUCGAAACCGAAUAUUAAUUGAUGAUAUCAUUUUAAAUGAUAUAGCCUAAUAUAAAUCUUAUGAAUACAUAGUGGAACUUGGAAUCAUAGUUCAGUACUUUGUGGUCAUUGGACUAUCUCUAGGAGUAACAAGUGAUAGGUGCACCACUAAAGGACUCAUCGCAGCUCUUUGCUUCCAUCAAAUGUUUGCAUGGGUCUUGGUGGUUGCAUUCUCCAAGUAUAUAAAAUUAUAUCUAAAAAUUAUCUUAUGUCAAGAUGUUAUAGAAUUGUAACUAAUAAAAUUUUAAUGUUUGAAUCUUUUCAGGCCGAGUAAACGAACUUGAAGAAAUUUCUUAUGUCGUUUUUUUUUUUUUUGCGAUAACAACACCAUUCGUAAUAGCGUUAGGGAUCGCUCUUUCGACAAUGUAUAGAGCCAAUAACCCCACUGCAUUAAUCACUGUGGGAUUGCUCAAUGCAUGCUCCGGUGGAUUGCUCAUCUACAUGGCGCUUGUUGACCUUCAUGCGGCCGAGUUCAUGGGACCAAAGCUUCAAGGUAGCGUCAAAAUGCAGAUCAAGUGUUUCAUUGCGGCUCUUCCAGGGUGUGGUGUCAUGUCGAUCAUCGCCAAAUGGGCUUAACUAAGUUUCCGGAUAAUACUGCAGAACUGAUGUCAUGUGGAUUUUGUUGUCGAACUAAAAACUGUUUUUGGUUUAAGUCUCGAUUCUUAAUCGUUCUUUUCCCUUUACAAGAUACUUAUCUGUCAUAUUUUAUGUCCUUUUGUACAUAUGUAUUGUGAUUGGUCCUAGGGAUGAGCAUUCGGAUACCCGUUUGGGUUCAGAUCGGGUAUUUCGGUAUAGAGAUAUAGAAUCCUUUCGGGUAUUUCUACACUUCGGAUUGGAUUCAGGUAUUUUAUGUCCGGAUUCGGUUAUUUUUGAUCGGGUUUCAGAUAUUUGGAUUUUCAAGAAAAAAAAUUAAAACUUCAUUGUUUAAGUUUUUUAUAUUUAAAAUAUACUUUUAAUAUAAUUAGUUUUCUAAUUUUUAAUAGAUUAAACUAUUAAUAGAUUUUGAAAUAAAAAUUUAAAAAUAGAAAAAUACUAAUUUAGUUGUUGUUUUGAAAUUUUGGAUGCAACUUUUGUUAAAGUAAAAAACAAGAACUUGAUAUAUGUUUUAAGUGAGUAGUAAAUGAUUUUUUCCAUAAUUAUACACAUAUUAUCUGAUUUUUAGCCGUAGUAUCAAUAUAGUUCUUUUCGUAUAAGUGUAUUUAUUGUAUUCGCAUCACAUUUACAUAAAAACAAACUUUUUCAAGAUUAGCAAAUUAUAGAAAAAAAAUAUUUGUUACGUUUUUUAAUUCGGCAAGCUGGAUGCCAAACAUUAAUGGAACAUUAGUAACAUUAGUCUAUAUAUAAGUAGGCCGGUACACCGUACACAUGCCCAUUGUUAACAACAUGCAAUCUAUACUGCUUCAAUUCUGAAUUUUACUUUUCUGAUGUGUUCGACGCGGAUUCUUUGGUGAUAUUCAUAUUUUUACCGGCUGACCAAUACCAUUAGAUUUGUUUUGGUAAUAACAUCCUUCAAAACAAGAAGUUAAAGCAGUAACCAAAUGAUGGUGAUCAAGAUCCAAUAUAGUGUAAUCUUUAGAAGUAUAUUAUAAAAUGACAAAAGAAAGGUUAAUUAGGUUGUCUUAACAGCACCCAUAACAAAUCCCUUUACAGCAGAAUACUUGAAAAUUAGGCAAUUUCAUAUAGUUUUUCUUACCUAACAUUUUCGUUUUUAGUCUAUUAGUGUUCAAUCUGAAACCCAUUUUUCACACCACACAAAGGGAAUGAUAUUGAAGUCCGGUGAGGGAUAAGACAACCAAUAUCCCGCAAGUAAUAGUCCAGAAAAUUUCGGUGACUAUUUUUAUGAUUUUAAAAACUAUCAAGUCAGUUUUGUUUCAAAGGAAAAACUAUCAAGUCAAUUAUCUUUUCUUUAUUCGCCAGUCAAUAAUCUAUAUCAGAUAAUUGUUACAAAAGAUAAGCAAAAUUAAAGACAAUUUGAAAGUUGGUCGUAUUAGAAUGCCUUAAACAAAAGAAUCAGUUGCAGAGAAAUUUGUUACUGCACAUUGCAUAUAUGACAUACCAUUAAUUAUAUAUAUUACGGCAUAUUACAUAAUAUCCAAUACAAAAGAAUAUUUAAACCUUGACAAUGAUAUGAAAGCAAAUAAUUGCGAAUAUGGAUAAAUCAGCGUUACCAAACCAAUUCAUUGUUUUCUAAAUUAACUACUUCAGCUAGUUAAACUUUCACCAAACUUGCCUCCAUGCCUAGCCAUCGUCCUUCUAACUUAUGUCCCUAGACGUGCAUAAAUAAAAUUAUAAGUGACAUUUAAUAUGAACAUAAUAUAUUAUUCGAACUGGCUAGCAAGAUGUUUUAUAAAUUAUUCGAUAUU
Messenger RNA from Brassica rapa (field mustard), 10010 nucleotides. Its product is annotated as fe(2+) transport protein 1. Lineage: Eukaryota; Viridiplantae; Streptophyta; Magnoliopsida; Brassicales; Brassicaceae. Gene Ontology annotation, cellular component: plasma membrane. The record is from RefSeq and is a predicted model, not a curated record. Gene Ontology annotation, molecular function: zinc ion transmembrane transporter activity. Gene Ontology annotation, biological process: zinc ion transmembrane transport.